AUGGCUGGAGCGGCACAACCCCAGGCUCAGCAGCAAGAAGAUCAAAGCCUCUCGAUCACCGAGGAGAUGUCAGCUGCUUUUCGCUAUUUCAAGCGCCUGCCUAUUGAGCUUCGACUCAAGAUCUGGGAAGCCGCAUGCCUCCCUUCCACCGACACCGACCACGGCCUUCACUAUGUCACCUUGGACGUCGUAGAGGAGGGUGUGGAGGACGUGGAUGACGAGGAAUAUCUCGAGAACUUAGUCAUCUUUGAUGCCGACCUCGAGGGCUAUGAUGAAGAGUUCGAGGUCGAAAGUGAUGAUACUGGUUAUGUCACGCUGAGAGCCCUCAAGCGACCCUGUGAGAAGUCCUCCGAGACAACAAACCUCAACAGGUCCGCCUAUCUCUGGGAUGCAGGUCUUUGGUUGGCCUGCAAAGAGUCGCGAUCUGUGAUUGCCAAGCAUCUGGACUUUGAAGGAUGGCUCGCCUUUCGAGAACAACCUAUCGAGGAUUAUCUCUGCGGGUAG
Molecule: messenger RNA, 504 nt
Organism: Fusarium odoratissimum NRRL 54006
Lineage: Eukaryota; Fungi; Ascomycota; Sordariomycetes; Hypocreales; Nectriaceae
Exons: 1
Coding region: 1-504 (167 amino acids)
Source: RefSeq, a predicted model, not a curated record